GAAUCCCUGUAUAGUAACGUACUUGGGGUUGGCCCUAGGAUAUGGCUUUGGUCGGCCUGCGGGCGGCUUUGGAGAGCCUGCUCGGGCCUGCAAGAGCUGGCAGGUUCACCGACGCAGACCUGCGCCUGCUAUUGGAGGGUGGCUACGCUACGCUGGAUGACCUGAAGGAUGCCAGCUAUACAGGCCUCCAGCAAGCCGGGCUCAAACCCGCGCGGGCGGACCAAAUUAUCCACGCGCAAGCCUCGGCGGCUGGCCUGGGCGUGGGGAGUGCGGCAGGAGUCGACUCGCUGCCGGCUGCUGCUGGUGUAGCCGGUGGCCCUACGCUCGGUAGCGCCGGGGGGAGCACGGAGCAGGCAGGCGCCGAGUCGCUGCGCGAACUUGUACGUGCGGCAAUCCGGGAGACGUGGCUUGAGAUGGAGGCGAAGCAGUGGCGUGCGCGCAAGCCUCAGUCCUUCUCCUCAGUGGGCAGCCAGGACGUGGACACCCUCAUAAGGAGUGUCAAGCUGGUGGAGGUCCGUGGCGAGGUGGUGGCGCCGCAGGAGGUGCAGGUGCCGGAAGGCACACCAGAAUGUGCCAGCUUUGUGCAACAGGAGGGCCGCAGUGAGGAUGCCAUGACGCCAGCGCUCCUUCAGCACCACCAGCAGCAGUUGAUGAAGCUUGGCGUCGUGUUUGACAAGCUGGGCGGUUUUGAGAUGUACGAUAACCACAGCAAGGGCAAGCUCUUGGGGUUCACAUGUGGUGAGAAGUCCUUCAACGGCGGCUUUGACGGCUGCGUCGCCCCGUACGGCCUGACGGAGCGGAGUCUUGUGCACCAACUUCGGAUCAUCUAUGAGCACGAGCUCAACAUUAAGGCACCCCGCAAACGCCAAGCGGUCGUGGAGCUGCUGGGGGCAUAUGCCUGGGGCCGCUGCCCGGUGCUUUUGGACCUGACGGAUGGCCGGAAGCACAACGUCUACACGAUACGCAACAAGUACUUGCUCGUGUGGGAUAAUCUGACGCCGACACAGGCGUACUACUUGCAGGCGCAGCACCUGCGGGCGGCGGGCAGCGUGCGGGCGGGCCUCAACCUGCAGCUGCACCAAAUCCCCGAGGAGGAGCAGCGGACCAUGCGCCACGUGCAGCAGGUCCUUAGCCCCACGUUUGGCGGCGAGGCCGCGCUGCAGGAGCAGCAGGAGUACUAGCUGCCCUUCAUGCCGCCAGAGGAGCACGAGUCGGCGGAGCUGGAGCUGGUCAGCUCGUGGAUGCGAGCUGCAGACUUCGCUCAACCG
Molecule: messenger RNA, 1268 nt
Organism: Chlamydomonas reinhardtii
Lineage: Eukaryota; Viridiplantae; Chlorophyta; Chlorophyceae; Chlamydomonadales; Chlamydomonadaceae
Exons: 7
Coding region: 42-1181 (379 amino acids)
Source: RefSeq, a predicted model, not a curated record